Lineus longissimus is the source of this 557-nucleotide messenger RNA. Its product is annotated as calmodulin-A-like. The transcript is spliced from 5 exons. The record is from RefSeq and is a predicted model, not a curated record. Gene Ontology annotation, cellular component: myosin II complex. Lineage: Eukaryota; Metazoa; Nemertea; Pilidiophora; Heteronemertea; Lineidae. Gene Ontology annotation, molecular function: calcium ion binding. Bases 14 to 511 code for a protein of 165 amino acids.
CUACAGCAGAAAAAUGACGGCACCGACAACCACUGUGAAUGUCCAUGAUGACCCAGAGGCUUUCAUUGCUUCUUUAUCAGAAGACCAGAUUGCAGAGUUCAGAGAGGCGUUUUCUGUGUUCGACAAGGAUGGUGACGGUACGAUCACAGCCUCCGAGUUGGGGACAGUCAUGGCUUCGUUAGGUCACAAUAUGUCGGAAGAGGAACUUGCUGUGCUGCUCAAAGAGGCGGAUUCUGACGGUAAUGGUAAAAUCGAGUUUGAGGAGUUCGUCGUCAUGAUGGCGAAGAAAAUGGAUAAUGAAGGAAGCGAGGAGGAUAUCAGAGAAGCAUUUAAGGUAUUUGACAAGACGGGUUGCGGUUACAUCAUGGCGGACGACCUGAAACGGAUCAUGACCUCAAUGGGGGACAAGAUGACACAGGAAGAGGUAGAUGAAAUGAUAUCGGAGGCAGAUUUGGAUGGAGAUGGGCAGAUCUUUUACGAAGAGUUUACAAAGAUGUUGGCGACGAAGUGAGAGUGCCAUUAUCGUACGGACGAAGCGUUGCGGAAACGUGUGACGG